This is a messenger RNA of Cyprinodon tularosa, 1645 nucleotides long. RefSeq names its product unconventional SNARE in the ER 1 homolog (S. cerevisiae) (gene use1). Gene Ontology annotation, biological process: retrograde vesicle-mediated transport, Golgi to endoplasmic reticulum. Gene Ontology annotation, cellular component: SNARE complex; endoplasmic reticulum. NCBI's taxonomy places the organism in Eukaryota, Metazoa, Chordata, Actinopteri, Cyprinodontiformes, Cyprinodontidae. Gene Ontology annotation, molecular function: SNAP receptor activity. The transcript is spliced from 8 exons. The record is from RefSeq and is a predicted model, not a curated record. The coding region runs from base 52 to 828 and encodes 258 amino acids.
CAUCAUCUAGUCACCAUUCGUCAUACGGCUGCGACAGUGUUCACUUCCAACAUGGCGUCAUCCAGACUGGAGAUUAAUUUUAUCAGAUUGUUGUCCCGCUGUGAAUCCAUGGCGUCGGAAAAACGAGGGGAAGCGGAAUGGAGAUUGGAGAAGUAUGUUGCAGCUCUGGAAGACAUGUUGGUGGCUCUGAGGAAAAACCCAAGCAAACCAACACAAGAGGUCCUGACAGAAUAUACAAGAAAAGUCGAUUUUCUAAAAGGACUUCUGAAAGCAGAGAAGCUGCCGUCACCAACAGAAAAGGCUUUAGCCAAUCAGUUCCUUGCUCCAGGUCGUACGCCUACGAUAGCCAAUGAGAGGAUGCCAGCCACUAAAACAGUUCACAUUCAGUCGAAGGCCAGAUGUACAGGGGAGAUGAGAGACGAGCUGCUCGGCACGCGGUUGUCUGCUAAAGGUACGACGGAUGGAGACCUAAGAAAUAGAAGAGGCCUUCCUCUGGAUGAGCGCCAGUCGGCAGCCGAGCUGGACGCCGUCCUGCAACACCAUCACAACCUGCAGGAGAAACUGGCAGAGGACAUGCUCAACCUAGCCAGGAAUCUGAAGAACAACACUCUGGCAGCUCAAAACAUCAUCAAACAGGACAAUCAGACCUUGAGCCAAUCUAUGCGUCAAGCUGACCUUAACUUUGAAAAGCUGAAGACGGAGUCUGAGCGGCUGGAGCAGCACUCCAAGAAGUCUGUGAACUGGCUGCUGUGGCUGAUGCUCAUCCUGGUCUCCUUCACUUUUAUAAGCAUGAUCCUCUUCAUCAGAAUCUUCCCCAGACUCAGAUGAUGACACAGCCUGGCUCCAAUCCUCCGUUUUACCUGCUGGGCUUCAGAUCAGCUGUGAGCGGAACGGAACAGGCCAGUUAAACUGACUGAAAUGUCCGAAGGUGCAGGAGCAGCCAUCAGCUGUCUGCUCUCAGCUGUGUUGGAUUAAUCCACGCGGCGCCCGCUCGAGGUCGGAGCCGUUGGACCCUAAUCUUGCAUCAUUAAAUUACAUGAAGUUAAAACACUUUUUUGUUUAUAGAAAUCUCUGAUCCCUCAUUUAAACAUUUACUGCCUUAUUAACAGUGGGGGGGAUGAUGCAGGCUAGGGUAUUUGUAAUCAGACGAAUCUAAAGACUUCCAGCUUUUGACUUGGUUCAAAUCUAUAACUGCUGCAGUUCAUAAUGGUUUGUUUUAGAAUACACUAAUGGUGGAAAAAAAAUCAAAGACUUUCUGUGCUGUUUAAUGUUUUCACCUCCAUUAUUUAAACCAACGUCAAUCCAGUGCAUUGUUCAUGUUUUCUGAUUGUGCCUGGUUAGCAACGAUCAAGGAAGUUUUUAAAAUUAAAGAUUUGAUGUCAUGCACACACAUCUGUGCCCAGAUGUUUCUUUGGUUUGAUGUUGUAAUUGUAUAGGAUCAGUUCAGAAAGUACAACCUUUGAAUAACUUUUUGGAGUUUAGGGGAGGGGCCUCGGAAGUUUAGGUUGGUUUUACUCGCCCUGUAACUAAUGUGCGUCUCUAGAAAGAUGGAGGUUUGGGAGGAAAAGCUGUAGAUUCUGAUCAAAUAAAGCGGGAAAACACAAAUACAUGGCACCCAAUUCAUGUGGGACUUUUGGAAGCUUUA